CGGGUGGGGGCCCCCGGGGAGGCUUGCCCGCGAAGAAACGCCCCGUGCGCACCACCGUUGGGCGGUUGGAAGCCGCACACGGGUCGCGGGGGUGGAGAGCGGAAACGGGCAGCCGGGGGAGGGUGGGGGCGGUUGGAUGGGACUGGGGUGUACGGGGGGCAGGGGAGUUGAGGGGGCAAGGGGAGGGGCAGCAACGGGCAGGGGCUGGGCCAACUGAGGGCACGGAAAAGGGGCGGGCAGAGGGUGAGCAGAGGGGCGAGCGAUGCAAGGGUGGCACCAUAGGGGGGAAACCAGUUGCACGGAGGUGGGAGAGGGCAGCAGGGAUGGGGAGAAGGGAGCGUAACGAGGGGAGAGCAAAGGGCAGGGGGGGAGGAAGGGAGGGGCAGGGAGGGAAGAGGCUGAACGUACAAGGGGGGAAACGAGGGGCAUGGAUGAUAGGAAACGAGGGCAGGGGUGUGGGAAAUCAAGGGCAGGGAGGAGAGAAGCAAUGGGUGAGGGGAAAACAGGGAGGGGCAGACGGGGGGCAGGGAGGGAAGAAACGUGGGGCAGGGAGGGGAGAAGCCAAAGACAGGGGCAUGGGCAGGCGGGGGCAGGGAGGGAGCAAAGGAGAGGCACGGAGAAAGAAAGGGAGGCGCGGGGAGGGGAGAAACCGGGCGUGGGGGGGGGCGGAAAAUGAGGGGCAGGGCGGGGAGGAGGGAGGGGCAGGGAGGGGAGAAGCUGAGCCACAGAGGGGGGAAAGGGUGCGGAUUGAGGAGGGGCAGGGAGUGGAGUGGGUCGGCGAGGGGAAGGAAGAGGCGUGCAGCAGAGGAGGGGAGGGGGAGGAGAAGGUAAAGGAGGGGAGCGCACGGGCGGGGAGGAGCGAAUGGCGGGCGGUGGGAAACGGCGAGGGGGGGCAGGGAGGGUCAAAAGAGGCGGCAAGGGAGCGGGCACGCGGAGGGUAG
This is a messenger RNA of Closterium sp. NIES-65, 941 nucleotides long. Lineage: Eukaryota; Viridiplantae; Streptophyta; Zygnematophyceae; Desmidiales; Closteriaceae. The record is from the annotation of a GenBank genome assembly.